AUUGGAGUAUGUAUAACAAAUUGGCAGUGGCAUCUACCGUUGCUGUGGCGAGCUCGUUCCCGUUGUUCGUUCGGUUCGCUAGAACGGCAAGGAAGAUGCAAAAUUCCUUUUGAUUUCCUCUCCCACUAACGCUUUUCUAGGUGAUGUCGCUAAUUAACAUCGGACCUAGUGACGAUCCAGCAUAUCGUUACAAGAUGCCAAAGCUCCAGUCCAAGACGGAGGGACGUGGUAACGGUAUCAAGACAAUUCUGAUAAAUGCAAAAGAAGUUGCGGAGGCCUUGAAUCGACCUGCUUCUUAUCUUCCAAAGUUCUUUGGAUAUGAGCUGGGAGCGCAGUCGAAAUACGACCAAAAAGAAGAAAAAGCCUCUGUAAAUGGAGAUCAUCCGAACGCCGACUUGCUAAAGAUCCUGAACAAGUUCAUCGAGAUCUACGUUCUGUGUCCUUGCUGCGGCCUUCCCGAAACGGUUCUGGUGUUGAAGCACAAGAAGGAUUUGUACCACCGCUGCCAUGCUUGCGGAAGCGAGUCCGUAAUUCCCAGCGAAAACAAAAUGAACAAGUUCAUCAUAAACGACAUCAGCAAGCCGAAGUCGAAAUCGAAAUCGAAGUCUCCGCGCGACGAGGAAGCGGAGCCGCGCAAGCACAAGCACAAGUCGAAGCCCUCGCACGACGAGGAGCGCAAGCACAAGCAUAAGCAUCGCGAGAAAUCCUCGACCUCUUCGUUCUUGGAGUGCGCGUCCCGCAUCGCGGAGACCAUCACCGAGGCCACCACGGCCGAGCAGCUCAUCGAGACGGUGCAGAACGUGCAGAACGCGAGCUCGUUCAAGCUGCCCGAGCGCGCUCCGCUGGCGCUCUACGCGAUCUGCAUGAACGUGCCCGACUACGCGGCGAUCCCUGCGGUGCUGGAGCGAUUCGGCGGCGUGGUGCGCAGCGUAGCGUCGUGCGGGAGGGGUGAGGCCUAG
Blastocystis hominis is the source of this 959-nucleotide messenger RNA. RefSeq lists its product as hypothetical. NCBI's taxonomy places the organism in Eukaryota, Bigyra, Opalinata, Blastocystidae. Gene Ontology annotation, molecular function: GDP-dissociation inhibitor activity; translation initiation factor activity; eukaryotic initiation factor eIF2 binding. The coding region runs from base 144 to 959 and encodes 271 amino acids. Gene Ontology annotation, cellular component: cytosol. The record is from RefSeq and is a predicted model, not a curated record. Gene Ontology annotation, biological process: translational initiation; formation of cytoplasmic translation initiation complex; formation of translation preinitiation complex. The transcript has 4 exons.